GAUGCAAUCGUCAUUUUUGGAGAACCAGGCGAAGUUGGCGGUCAUUUCAAUGUUCCAUUCGUAGCCUUGAAAUCGUCGUCGACAGAAGACCCACUGGCCACAACGAAGACUCACUGGCCUUAUCACUCGAUUGCUCACUAACUCCACUCUCCCAAGUCCCAAACGCACCCAAAUAUCUCUGUUAUCCAUCAAUGGCGGCCUCCCUUCCAAAUGUCGGGUCGUUAUCGGGUACACGAAGCGUGUACCGGAUCGGGGUUCCGAGUCCCACGCGCAGUUCGGUCAAGCUUCGGAUAUCUCCAUCGCCGUCUUCAUUGAGCUUCUUCUCCGGCCCUUUGUGUAUAAGCCCUCUCACAUAUUCGUCGUCGAACCCUUCUCGUAGGAGAGCUGGUCUUCUUAGCUCGGUCAGGGCCAGUGCUGAGGAAGCAACCUUACAAUCAAAAGUUACCAACAGAGUGUAUUUUGAUGUAAGUAUCGGGAAUCCUGUAGGGAAGCUUGCCGGAAGGAUUGUUAUUGGGUUGUAUGGUGAUGAUGUACCCCAGACGGCAGAGAACUUCCGUGCCCUUUGCACAGGAGAGAAGGGCUUUGGAUACAAAGGUUCCGCAUUUCAUCGUGUAAUCAAGGAUUUCAUGAUUCAAGGAGGGGACUUUGAUAAAGGAAACGGAACUGGAGGUAAAAGUAUAUAUGGUCGUACAUUCAAAGAUGAGAAUUUCAAGUUGGCUCAUGUUGGACCGGGAGUUGUUAGUAUGGCAAAUGCUGGCCCCAACACCAAUGGGAGUCAGUUUUUCAUAUGCACUGUCAAGACUUCAUGGCUGGAUCAAAGGCACGUUGUCUUUGGACAAGUUCUGGAGGGCAUGGAUGUCGUUAGGCUGAUUGAAUCCCAAGAAACUGACCGAGGAGACCGUCCUAGAAAGAAGGUGGUCAUUGCUGACUGCGGUGAGCUUCCAGUUGUCUAACGUGGAUGUUCCUAGAUUUUUCUUUUUUUUUGGAUGAGUUAUGCACCAAAGGAUUUUGUUUAUUUUUAUUCCUGAAGAAAGAGAUUUAUAACACUGGGAGUUUUAUUAAAGAGAUUAGGGAAUCCUUUACUGAAGGUUUAGGGUUAUUGAAUACGUGCACUUGAAUCAUCUAAAUAAGAAGCUCGAUGAGAUUUGUAAAUGGAUGAAUCAUCAUCCAUUAUGCUUAUGCUGGAUGUAUUAUUAUUAUUAUUAUUAUUCCUAACUGAUAUUGCAAAAA
Messenger RNA from Juglans regia (Persian walnut), 1230 nucleotides. Its product is annotated as photosynthetic NDH subunit of lumenal location 5, chloroplastic-like. The record is from RefSeq and is a predicted model, not a curated record. The coding region runs from base 192 to 953 and encodes 253 amino acids. Lineage: Eukaryota; Viridiplantae; Streptophyta; Magnoliopsida; Fagales; Juglandaceae. Gene Ontology annotation, molecular function: peptidyl-prolyl cis-trans isomerase activity. Gene Ontology annotation, biological process: protein peptidyl-prolyl isomerization; protein folding. The transcript has 7 exons.